Cuscuta campestris is the source of this 1703-nucleotide messenger RNA. The record is from the annotation of a GenBank genome assembly. NCBI's taxonomy places the organism in Eukaryota, Viridiplantae, Streptophyta, Magnoliopsida, Solanales, Convolvulaceae.
AGAACCAUUCUAGCUCCCCAUACUGCCAUCCAAAGACCUCGGGUACUCUUUGGACUUGUCUUUACAAUCUCUGCUCCCACUUCCUCGACUUCAUUAGUAUUCACUCUGAUUUUCUAAAGGAGACGACGACUGUUCUCAGGCUCUUUCCCACACAAACUGCAUAAAACAUCAAUGUUCAGGACGAUCCAGAUGUGCAUCAAGAAGUGUCCAGUUCAGAGCAUGCAAAAAAUCAUGGUCUCUCUGCUCUAUGGUAUAUGUUUCCUCUUGAUGUCAUGGAUGCCCCAUCAAAUUCGGAAUGUCCUAAUCAUGCUCCUACAUUGGACUCCCUAGGUGAUCACAACUCUGAUGCUGCGAUCAAGUUCCUUAAUCAGAUACUACUGGAUGAUAACUUGGAUGAGAAUGAUCACAUGUCCUAUGAUCCCAUUGCUCUUAGGGCUACUGAGAAUUCCUUUUAUGAAGCCCUACAUCAGAACCCUUUAUCCCCUAAUCAAGAGCCUCUACGUUUUAACAAUAAUUCUGAAAGGUUGCAAUGCACAUUUGGGAGCUCAGGCGGUUGUAACACAACUUUUGGCACUGACCAGUCGUUUGGCGACCUUGAAGAACCAAAAUCAUCUCUGGCAAGUGAUCCUUCCAAAUUAUCUUUCGAAUCAUCAACUUUGACUAGCUUGGAUAAUUUUAGCACCGAUUUCACUAUAAGAAAGAAGCAUACCCUUCCAGAUACAAGUUUGUUAGAAGAAGAAAGGAGCAGCAAAUAUUCUGUAGUCUAUGAGGAGGAGGAGGAGAUUGAAUUGUCCGAGAUGUUUGAUAAGGUUUUGAUAUGUGCUGAUAAUGUCAUAACUGAUCGGUUUCAUCUGCAAUUGGCGGCAAGGGAACACAACAGAGUGAAGCACUCAUCACCUACUGGUGAUGCCAGUCAGAGGAUGGCUCAUGCAUUUGCAAAUGCUCUUGAGGCACGGCUUAAUGGAACAGGCGCGCAACUCUCUGAGGCCUUAGCUCCAAAUAAGAUGGCAGCUUCUGGGCUAUUAAAAUCCUUCCUGAUAUCAUGGCCAAUCUCAAGAAUAUCGUUACUCCUGGCUAACAAAAUGAUUCUUGAAGUAGCUUCAAGAGUUGGGGAUGACAACCCCAGGGAUGCAGUUCUGAAAUUAAUCCGGGAAACAACGCCACAUGUUUUUGUGCCAAAUGUGCUUAGUGGAUCUCGCAGCUGUCCUUUGUUUCUGUCUUGGUUCCGAGAGGCUUAUUUAUCCUACUCUAAUUAUUUUGAUAUGUUUGAUGCUACUUUACCACGCGGUUGUAGCAGGAGGUUGAGGUUUGAGCAAGAAUUCCUGGGGCGCGAAAUAAUGAACACCAUUGCAUGUGAGGGAAUGGAAAGAUUAGAGAGGCCAGAAACAUACAAGCAGUGGCAUUUGCGCAUUACGAAAGCUGGGUUCAAGCCAAUGCCCAUGAACCAGGAUCUUGUGAAGAAGUUAAGAGGCAAGGUGAAGGCAGGGUACCACAAAGAUUUUGUGUUUGAUGAAGAUGGCCAUUGGGUACUGCAAGGAUGGAAAGGUCGGACUCUUUGCGGUGUUUCUUGUUGGGUACCUCAUCAUAAUACUUGGAACACAUGGCUAAUGCCCUGAAGAGGACCUGUUUUUAUAUUCCAUAACAAACUUUUAAGAUAUUUUGCGGUCGAUUUUCGUUUUCAAAAAUCAAAGAAUGUAUCGGGG